Eleginops maclovinus (Patagonian blennie) is the source of this 6754-nucleotide messenger RNA. RefSeq names its product attractin-like 1b (gene atrnl1b). The transcript is spliced from 29 exons. Gene Ontology annotation, molecular function: protein binding. The record is from RefSeq and is a predicted model, not a curated record. NCBI's taxonomy places the organism in Eukaryota, Metazoa, Chordata, Actinopteri, Perciformes, Eleginopidae. Gene Ontology annotation, cellular component: Golgi apparatus. Bases 873 to 5003 code for a protein of 1376 amino acids.
UCUAGUGUCGCUACGCUAGCAAAUCCAUCGCUGCCAGUUCUUGUCAUGUUUUAAACGCAAGAGCGGUAUUUUUUCCCACUGGAAUACAAGGAGACAUUACCACAAAAUGCUUCCAACGAACUCAACGUCUGAAGGUGCUUGAAUUGCCGUGGGAAUAGACCAGAAGGAUCAACAACAGUUCAAAGUAUUUCUCAAUGCCCCCCAGUCGGCAAGAAUAGCCUUCCAGUUCCCACAUCACUCCACAUCCAUGUUGACUGCGGCAACCUUUCCACUGGGUCUACCAACACCACAACCCCUUUGUUCUUCUGUGGCAAAUAUACGGCUAAACCACGGCGGUUUGUGGAAGGACCAUGGCAUGUUAUAAUGUACAUCCCUGUUUGAGUCUGGAGGAUUGUUUACGCGUUAAAAUGGCUGCUGGAAUUGCAUUUGGAAGAGAGCAGUCUUGAGUCAAUGCAGUAACGUUUCAUUACCCAGCAGAGAAACCUGAAUAUAAGCUACGGAGUCUUACGAAUACUGUUUAAGCUUGGCACAGUAUUCAACGAGUAAGCAGCUAAAUUAGCUUUAAUCGAUGCUCGGCUUUUUCUGUAGGUUCUUCCAACAAGAGGUAGGGUGAAGGGAAUUCCUCCCACUCCAAAUCUAUGCAUGCGGUUAAAAGGCAGCCUUUAAAACCCUUGGCUAACGUUACGUUUUACUAGCCAUUUUGCUUUGCACACAGGCUAAGCUAAGACUACAUUUGAGCAUGACUAACACUCGACGAAUAUGCAGGACUUCUUUGUUUUAAUUGAAGCACCCUGAGUAACCGAGGCUUUCCCCCAAAAAGCAUACCAUAAGGCCCCGGUGUUUUACUCGGCUAGGUCGACCUGGAGGAAAAAAUGGAUCCUGGUGGGAAAUGUAAGACUGAACUGUUCCUAUUUGGACCCAAACUAACCACCCACGGUGACCUGCGGGGGAUCAACAGAUACUUGGUGGUCUAUGUUUUGUUUUACUUUGUACUGUACACUCAUGCAUCCCCGGCGAAACCUUGUGACAAAAACUGUCUCUCUGGAAAAUGUAUCAACGGAUCCUGCGUCUGUGACCGAGGAUGGGUUGGAGACCAGUGUCAGCACUGCCAUGGCAGGUUCAAGUUGACGGAGCCCUCAGGAUACCUCACAGAUGGUCCAAUCAACUACAAGUAUAAAACAAAGUGCACAUGGCUCAUUGAGGGCUAUCCAAACGCUGUUCUUCGGUUAAGAUUUAACCACUUUGCCACAGAAUGCAGUUGGGACCAUAUGUACGUCUACGAUGGAGACUCGAUAUUUGCCCCGCUGGUUGCUGUUUUCAGUGGUCUCAUCAUACCAGAGAUAAGAGGAAAUGAAACGGUUCCUGAGGUUGAGACUACUUCGGGCUACGCACUACUUCACUUUUUUAGCGAUGCAGCCUAUAACCUCACGGGGUUUGAAAUAUUUUACUCGAUCAACUCCUGUCCCAAUAACUGCUCCGGCCAUGGAAAGUGCACGCCCGGUAACUCGGCCGCCAGCAGAGUUUACUGUGAAUGUGACAAGUACUGGAAAGGGGAGGCCUGUGACAUCCCUUAUUGCAGGAACAACUGCGGCAGCCCCGACCACGGCUACUGCGACCUCACCGGGGAGAAGCUGUGCGUCUGUAACGACAGCUGGCAAGGCCCAGACUGCGCUCUCACUGUUCCUUCAACCGAGUCCUUCUGGGUUCUGCCAAGCGUCAAACCCUUUGGCACAUCACUCGCCAGAGCGUCCCAUAAGACUGUGGUGCAGGAAAAGGUCAUGUGGGUCGUUGGCGGAUACACCUUCAACUACAGCUCCUUCCAGAUGAUUCUCAACUACAACCUGGAGAGUGGCAUCUGGAGCACGGUUCCCGUCAGCGGUGGCCCCGCGCCAAGAUACGGCCACUCACUCGCUGCCUACCAGGAUGACAUCUACAUGUUCGGGGGGAAGCUGGAGUCGGGUUUGGCGAACGUGACGGAAGAGCUGUGGGUGUUCAACAUACCCAGCCGGACCUGGCAGAGGAGAACUCCUGCGGGCGGCGCACAGACUCAGAUUUACGCCGUGGAGGGUCACUCAGCCCACUGCAUGCUGCUAGACGAGGGCGAGGCCAUCAUGCUGGUCAUCUUUGGCUACUCCCCCAUCUACAGCUACAUCAGCAACGUCCAGGAGUACAACCUGAGGUCCAACACGUGGGUAGUAACUGAGACUCAAGGUGCCGUUCCCCAGGGAGGUUACGGCCACAGCAGCACGUUCGACAGUGCCAGUGGCAGCGUGUAUGUCCACGGAGGCUACAAGGCACUUCCUGCCAACAAAUAUGGUCUUGUUGAUGACCUCUACCGCUACGACGCCAACACGCGGACAUGGUUCAUUCUGAGAGAGAGCGGCUUUCCGCGGUACCUGCACUCGGCUGUGCUCCUCAGCGGCACCCUGCUCUUCUUCGGCGGCAACACACACAAUGACACAUCGCUCAGCAACGGGGCCAAGUGUUUCUCUGCGGACUUCCUAGCCUACGACAUUGCUUGUGAUGAGUGGAGGGUCCUGCCUAAACCAGACCUGCACAGGGACGUCAACCGCUUCGGUCACUCUGCUGUGGUCAGCAACGGGUCCAUGUACGUGUUCGGGGGAUUCUCCGGCAUGCUGCUCAACGAUGUGCUUGUUUACCGACCCCCCAGCUGCCAGGCUUUCCUGGCAGAGGAGGGCUGUGUGAAGGCUGGGCCAGGGGUGCGCUGCAUCUGGAGCAGAGGUCGCUGUCUCCCCUGGGAACCGAGCAUGGCUAAUGGAAGCGUCAUUCCUGCCCCGUUCUGCCACCCUAAAGCCGUCACCGUGGACGAGCGGUGCUACCGGUUCUCAGACUGCGCCAGCUGUACAGCCAACACCAACGGGUGCCAGUGGUGUGACGACAAGAAGUGCCUCUCUGCCUCCAGCAACUGCACCUCUAAUGUGAGGAACUUCACUGAGUGUCCGGUGCGGAACGAGCAGGUGUGCAGCAAGCUGGCCAACUGCAAGAGCUGCUCGGUGAAUCUCAACUGUCAGUGGGACCAAAAUCAGUCGGAGUGUCACGCUUUGCCUGCCCAGCAAUGCAGCGAGGGAUGGAGCCAAGUGGGGGAGGCCUGUCUGCGGAUCAACUCCAGCCGGGAGAGUUACGACAACGCCCAACACUACUGCAAGAACCUGAACGGAAACAUCGCCUCGCUCACCACUUCCAAACAAGUGGACUUUGUCCUCGAGGAGCUGAAGAAGCUCCAGCAACACGACAAGCGGCUCUCUCCCUGGGUGGGCCUGAGAAAAAUCAACGUGUCGUACUGGGGCUGGGAGGACACGUCCCCCUUCACUAACAGCAGCCUGCGAUGGCUGCCCGGAGAGCCCAGUGACUCCGGAUUCUGUGCCUACCUGGAGGAGACUCAGGUGUCCGGCCUGAGAGCCAAUCCCUGCACUGCCACCGCCCACGGCCUCAUCUGUGAAAAAGCUACCGGAAACCCCAACCAGAGCACCCGUCCGGCCUGUAAGAAGCCGUGCUCGCUGCACACCAGCUGUGCUAACUGCACCAGCCAGGCCAUGGAGUGUAUGUGGUGCGGCAAUGCACAGCGCUGUGUGGACUCCACCGCCUACGUCAUCUCUUUCCCCUACGGCCAGUGUCUGGAGUGGCAGACUGGAGACUGUGUGGCCCAGAACUGCUCCGGCCUGCGGACAUGUUCCCAAUGUUUGGAGCAGCCUGAGUGCGGAUGGUGCGGAGACCCCAGUAGCACGGGGAAGGGCCUGUGCACGGAGGGCUCUUACCGAGGGCCGCUGAAGAGACCGGCGAAGCAGGGACAGCAGGUCCAGCCCACGGACAUGAUCCUGGAGCCGGGCAUCUGCCCCAAAGACAGAGGCUUCGAGUGGGCCUUCAUCCACUGCCCCGCGUGCCAGUGCAACGGCCACAGCACUUGUGUGAACGGCAGUGUGUGUGAACAGUGCCGUAACCUCACCACCGGUCCUCACUGCCAGACCUGCAUGCCUGGUUACCAUGGAGACCCGACCAAUGGCGGCAAAUGCCAGGCCUGCAAGUGUAAUGGUCAUGCAAACGUGUGCCAGGUGUUAACUGGCAAGUGCUUCUGCACCACCAAGGGCAUCAAAGGCGACCAGUGCCAGCUAUGUGACUCAGAAAACCGUUACCUUGGCAAUCCACUCAGAGGAACCUGUUACUACAACCUCCUGAUAGACUACCAGUUCACCUUCAGUCUCAUCCAGGAAGAUGAUAAUCACUACACCGCCAUCAACUUCAUGGCCUCACCUGAGCAGGCUAACAAGAACUUGGACAUGUCCAUUAACGCAUCCAACAACUUUAACCUGAACAUCACCUGGUCGGUGGGAUCCACAGCUGGAACCAUCUCAGGAGAGGAAGUGCCCAUUGUGUCCAAAACUAACAUCAAGGAGUACAAAGACAGUUUCUCCUGUGAGAAGUUCACCUUUAGAAGCAACCCCAACAUCACCUUUUAUGUCUACGUCAGUAACUUCUCAUGGCCCAUCAAGAUCCAGAUUGCCUUCUCGCAGCACAACAGCAUCAUGGACCUCGUCCAGUUCUUUGUUACAUUUUUCAGUUGCUUCCUGUCUCUACUCUUGGUGGCUGCAGUGGUUUGGAAGAUCAAACAGACCUGCUGGGCUUCACGACGGAGAGAACAACUGAUGAGAGAGCGUCAGCAGAUGGCCAGUCGUCCGUUUGCCUCAGUUGCGCUCGCACUGGAUGCCAGGGGAGAAGAAACGGAACUGUUGCAGCCUGUGGUUGAAGGUGCGCCUAAACCCGUUGCCAUGGAGCCGUGUUCAGGGGGAAAAGCUGCUGUGUUGACCGUCCUCAUGCGUCUGCCCUCUGGGCUCUCAGACUUACCUCCUCCAGGACAGUCAGGACUCAUCGUUGCCAGUGCGCUGAUAGACAUUUCCCAGCAGAAGCCAUCAGAUUUUAAGGACAAGUCCCUGGGUUUAAAAAACAGAAAAGCCCAUCAUCCAACUCACCAAGGCACCUGUGUGUGAGUCUUUCCAGAGGCAUGGCUACAUGUACAAGAUAACACUUGGCUGCUACCACUCGAGUUUUCACUGAAACUUGCAAAGUCCACAAGAGCACAACCCUGCUUACUUUUCCUGCCCUCUGCUCUAAUCUGCGUAAAUCCACUUCUGGUCACGUGAUCUCCGAUCUCUGGAACAACUUCACUCCAACUAGACGGGCCCAAAUCUCUUCCCUUCAGCUUUGGCAAACCUUGUUGUGUGCGCUAAGAGGGAACCUGCCUGAUCAGCGAUAUCAGAGACAGAUUCAUCGAGGGGAUUCGCUCCCAUUGAAGCUUCUGACGUGAAUACUUUGCAACAGCUCAUCAUCCAUUUCGCUCCGCACGAGGGAAGGUGUCUGUACAUUGGGUCAGAUAAACACGACACAUUCUGCCUAUGGGGGUUUCGUUCUUUUUGCUUGCCAACAAGUGGUAUUCUAUGGUGCUAAAGCGUUUAGUUCCUAUGCGAAUGCCUUUGCUAAAUCACUCUGCCUUUUUGCGGGGACAGCUAUGCGCCAUGCCUCUUUUUAACACCCCCGUGAUAGUGUUUCAACAACACCACUUUGCCAAUUACCAUUAAUGAUUUGCUUUAGCAUUUCCUGUACAUAGGUUUCAUCCAGCCAGCUGAAGCUAAAGUCUGUAUUUUCUGUGUGAUACAAAUGCUGCAGAGAGACUGCAAACACUACCAGCAGCAUGUAGGGAACACUGCGAACAGCAAGAGGCACGAACAAACCAUCAGUCAUAGGACAAAAGCAUGGAACAACUCCUAAACAUAGGAACAAUUAGAUGCAUUUAAUUAGCAAACUAGAAGUUUCAUUUGUCGCAAAAAGCCAGAUUGUUUUUUUUUGUGAGUGUGCUUACUGUUACAAAGAAGUUACAUAAUGCAAAGAAACACUGAUGUUCUGGUGGAUCUUUACUGUACUUUGUGAUUGUGUCAUUUUGCUGUGCAACUUUUUACACUUGCCCUUGGGCUGGUGUGGUGGGCAGAUGUCGUUGGAAGAAAAAGAUGAAGAAAAAAAAAGACCAGGGACAUCACGCUCCUGUGGCUGUUUACCAGUUUGUUUUGUACGUUUUUUUUUUUAAGAGCCCUCUGACGCUAUGACUUUGUUUCCUUCCUUUAGUAUAAGGAGUUACGUUACCUUUUUUAUAAUACCUUGGAUUUCCAUGGGCCUGUUGAUCUGCAGAUUUUUUAAAAGCUGUCGACCAUUUCUAGCCCCGGCCUCCACCCCGAGCUGUACAGUGUCUUGUUGGAACAAAUGUGAGUCUUUGUCACUCUUAUCUCUUGAGAUGUGUUUGUCAGGUUUUUAUGACACAACGGCAAGAGAUUAUCAUUUAUUUUAGGCCUUGUCACCUGUUACUAUUAUAUCUAUGAUAAAUUGUCUUUUGCUACACUUGUGAAAAGAGAAUUUCCGUUAAUAUUUUUUGUUUUGAUAUUUAACAGAUUCCUGUGUAAUAGCAUUUAACUUGAUUCUAUCGUUGACUUAAAUCGGUUGUUUUUGGGCUGUAUGGGCAUUGUCUUGCUUUUUCGUUUUGCAAAUCGGUCCCUUUGAUGCAUUUCAUAAGGAUAGUAUGCCAGCUGUUGUGUUUUUAUUUUGUGUUUGUAGAGUAAUCCUAUAACAGUGUCAUUACACAGGAAUCAGAGUCUAACUGUACCGUGAACAAAAGAUGAUGAACUGCAUAUCAGUAAUCUUCAGUGUAUUUUAAAAAUGGACAACAUGCCAGAAAAUUAAAAAAAACAGACCU